AUGCGUCGCGCGCGCUCCUUCGCCGCCGUGUUCGACCUCCCGUCGUCGACGGAGACGCCGUUGGAUUGGCGAACGAUCGUCACCGCGCAGUGCUUCGCGAUGUGCUCGAUCGCGUCGACGACGGCGGUGUACGCGAUCGGGUUCUUCAUGGCGCGGCGGUUCGACGAAAAGGCGUCCGAAUCCGAACUGGCGUUCCGCGCGGGCGCGCUCGCGGCGGCGAAACCGAUGGCGAGCGCGCUCAGUGCGUAUCCCUGGGGACGCCUGGGCGACGCGUGGUCGUUCGAGGGGGCGAUCGCGUGCACGGCGGUGGCGCACGCGAUGGCGACGCUGGGAUUCGCGACGGCGGGCGACACGGCUGGGGCGUUCGCGUGGCGGCUCGCGCAGGGAGCGGUGGACGGGAUGGCGGUGCUGCAGAAACCGGCGCUGGCGUUGGUGAGCGAUGGGACGAACGCGGCGCGGGCGUUCGCGACGACUGGGGUGGCGUACGGGGUGGCGAGCGCGUUUAGCCCGGCGUUGGCGGCGGCGCUCGCCGAGCCGUGUGAAAAUUGGGCCGUGUACAAGGACGACGCGACAAAGUGCCCGGGGUUUUUGAAGGCGCGUCCGUUCUUCCUGGCCAACGCGUGGGUGAGCGCGAUGUGUCUGGUGCCUCUGGCGAUGUGGUUCGUCGGGUGGAUGGAAAUCGACAAGCAUCGAGAAGUCGAAAACGGCGAGGUGGAAGAGGGCGUCGUCGCCGAGCUCGCGCUCUUAUCCUCGGACGAGACGACGGAGAAAGGUUCGUCGGAGGUUGGGUCCGUGGCGACGGUGUCGAAGGGCGAGUCACCGUGGUGGCGCGACGCAAACGUCCGAGCGGCCAUCGUGAGUCAAGUCGGGUGUACCUUUGUCGUGUUGACGGGAGCAGAGAUGACGCCGGUGUGGAUGGCGACGUCUUACGACAACGGUGGACUCAGUUUCUCCUCGGUCGAAAUCGGCGCGUUCGGUAGCCUCAUGGGUGUCGCCAUCCUGAGCUUUCAAGUGUUCCUGUUCACCCGCUUGACGCGCAAAUACGGCAUCGUUUCGCUGUUGACUAAAGCGCUCUUGGUGAACGCCGUGACGUUUCCACUGCAUCCGAUCGCGCACUUGGCGUUGAAAAAGUCCAAGGAAGUGGCGUGGAUGAUUAUCGUCGUGCUCGGCAUCGCGCGAGGGAUGAGUGGACCCAUCAUCAUGGGUGGAAGCUCGCUCAUCUUAAACAACGCGUCGCCGCGUAAAACUCUAGGGGCGGUCAAUGGGUUCAGCGGCAUGUUUGGAAACUUUGGGCGAGGCGUAGCGCCGCUCAUCGGAGGCGCUUUGAUCGCCAUGAUGGUUUCCAUGGGUCCGAAUACGUUCGGUAGAGACUUUUGGCCAUUUAUCGCGAUCGGAAUUGGAUUCUGCUCGCUGACGAUUCUUUCCCGGCGCCUGUCGCCGGAUCUCAACCGUCCUCGAGACGAGAAGCGUAGGAUGCGCACGGACAGUCGGCGCGAUUCCGCGUCGGAGGGUGAUUUGAGUGAGCUGUAG
Molecule: messenger RNA, 1530 nt
Organism: Ostreococcus tauri
Lineage: Eukaryota; Viridiplantae; Chlorophyta; Mamiellophyceae; Mamiellales; Bathycoccaceae
Product: Major facilitator superfamily domain, general substrate transporter
Exons: 1
Coding region: 1-1530 (509 amino acids)
Biological process (GO): transmembrane transport
Molecular function (GO): transmembrane transporter activity
Source: RefSeq, a predicted model, not a curated record